Eurytemora carolleeae is the source of this 2504-nucleotide messenger RNA. RefSeq lists its product as uncharacterized. Bases 576 to 2504 code for a protein of 642 amino acids. NCBI's taxonomy places the organism in Eukaryota, Metazoa, Arthropoda, Copepoda, Calanoida, Temoridae. The transcript is spliced from 19 exons. The record is from RefSeq and is a predicted model, not a curated record.
CUCUCAAAAUACAAGUUUUUACGACACUCAAUGUAAUUAAAAACCUAAAGUAUAUAUAACAUUUUUUAAUUGAUUCACUCAUUUUUAUUUCUUCUCUUUUAUUCAUGAAAUCCAUUCAUAAAUUGGAUUAAAAUACGAAUUUUUAUUAAUUGUUAACCCAGACCAAAGUUAAUAUAUUGAGCUAGAACAAAAAAUAUUAAUUUUGCUAUGAGUAAUAUGUCUGUUAUAUAACGGGGGUAUCCUGGUAUAUAGUGUAUACAGGUGUCCAGUUACAGCUCUACAGUCUACACCACCUGUAGGAGAUACAGCUUCAGUAGCAAGGUCAGACCAGAAUAUAUUCAUCCGUUAUUCAAACAGUUCAUCCCGGGAUAUUUAACCAGUUCAUCCUGGGACAUUCUAGUGAUUUAGUGACCGUCUUGUAACUUUUUAGAACUUUUUUUUAUUUUUCCAUUUUUGUUCAGGACUUUCAGAAAGUGAACUAAAAUUUGAUUUGAGAAUCUCAAAAAAUUUCACAGAUUUUUAACAACAUUACUGUCUUAUAAGUGCAUUUUAUUGAAGUGUUUUAUAUCUAAAAAAUGUUGCGCUCUCUUCGGCCUACGCGAAGUGAAUGCCCCGUAAGGUUUGAAUCGGAGAAAGAUAAGGAGCGAAUCUUAUCGAUUUCUCAGCUAAUGAAACCAAAUGGUUCGAACGAGUUUUCUCACAAAAGAAGUUUCUCGAUAAAAAAGUUGUCAAAACUGAUAAAGCAUGAGAAGGAUGAACCUGAGCCUGGGAAACUCAAGAUAAAGAAGAGUAUUAAAGAUCGUGCUCUCAAGAAGCUGGAUAAAAGUGUGAAUAUGUUCAGUAUUAAACAGAAGCAGGAGACAAGGAACCCUAGACCUUUAAACAGGCAUUUAACCCUGCCCUCCCCACACAGACCUAGCAAGUCUUCUAUCUGGGAAACCCAAAAGAAAGAAUUAAGAAAAACAAAUUCAAAUCUAUACUCAGAUCUAGACCGAUCUUCUAGUGCUGAUUCAGGAGUUGCAUCCCCAACUAGUCCUCUCACUCCUAUAGUAGAUAAUUCACGAGGAGUUCAUCUGUACAAAUCCAACCAAUUAAAUUUAACCCUACCAAGAUUACAACCAAGAAACAGAAGAAUAAAUGAAGACCAGGGUUGGGAGGAGAAAAAAUCAACAAUAAGAGAAAGAACAGGAGAGGAUCUUAAACAGAAUUUACCAGGAACCUUGAAAUGGAGAACGCGCCCGAAGUCUGUCAAGGAUCUAAGACGUAAAUCACAUGUGGAGAGCAGAUUAGAAGGAAGAAAGCUAUCAGACAAUUUCAAACUAUUAGAUCAUGUUGAAGAAUUGUGUAAACAAGCAGACAUCAACAUCGAUAGAAGGCUGAAAAAUAGAAUCAGAAAGAUAUCAGAAAACUCAUUAAAUUUGGUAACCCUGGAUGUGAAUCAAACAGGACGGAUUGAAGAGAACUCAAGUUGGAGAGCAAUCAAGUUUUCUCUUCUUCUUAAAUAUCAGAUUGAAAGGAUUCUGACUGAAAUAAAACCAGUGUGUUUAAAAACUGGAACCACAAGUCUUAUUUUUAUCAGAUUUCAUCAUCCUUAUAUUGGUCCCAUCAAGCUUGCUCUGAUUCAUGUUUGUUCUUGUAUCAACAAUGAAAACGAAGAUUCAGAGGAGUAUCCAGGUAUCCCUGAACCUUCUCCAGUAUCUUAUCAAGGAGAUUGUAUCGACUAUCUGUACCAUCAACGUCUUCAUGAAGCUAGAGAAGGACCUCCAGUUGUCCUUGACGAGUGUCUAGAAGGAUACCUGGAUCCAAAGGAACGAAUGGGAAUUCUCUGGUAUCUCUACCUUGCUCAGUGUGUUCAACCCAUGGAGGAAUUUGAUGAGCAAAACAUAGGGACUUAUCGUGAAAUGGAGGUUAGAAGACGAGAGGAUGGAAUAGGACGAACAAGAAUAGAGACGACAGGGACAGGAUGGAGACGACGAGAAAUAGAAGAAAGUGGACGAGUUUGUCACAGAUGUGGGAAACCGUUCUCAAUCUUUAGUUCCAGGCAUGUUUGCAGUGACUGUUCUGAAACAAUCUGUAGGACAUGUAUUUCAAGAAUUGACAAAAUAACUCAUCUACCCUUAUGUACUCAUUGUAACAGCACAAGAUUGAUAAGUUCCCGAUCCUGUGGCUGGAUAAGUAAAAAUAUCAAGAAAAAAUUUCCAAAUAUUCAAAGUUCAGCAGUUUUCACAGAUACAAGAGGUGACCCAACUGUAGUGACUGUAAGAGAGCACUGUGAAACUGUUCUUGAAGCUUUGCUCGGAAGUUCUUUAGAUUCUCAAGAUACAAGUCCAAGUGGAGGUCUUCUCCACCCAGUCCAUGGACCCAAACUAUCCAGUAUUCUGGCAGCUUUCAACUCAGCGCUCAGGGGGGUCAUUCAGAAUGAACAUAUUGAAGACAGCAUUAGUCCUAGUAGUAUACAUAUAGAGCUCAGUAGAUACAUGGACCAGAUUAAGCAGGCUUCAUAA